CUGCUACGCGCCGGAAGUGGCUGAGACCCCAGCCUAGAGGCGCGGACGCCGGAGCGCCCGGCCGGGCGAAGUCAUGCCGGUCACUGGAAAGACUUUCCGCCGGCGCCGGGCGGACUCAGAGUCGGAGGAAGAUGAGCAGGACUCAGAGGAGGUUCGGUUAAAACUGGAAGAAACCCGAGAAGUGCAGAACUUGAGGAAGAGGCCCAAUGGGGUGAGUGCUGUGGCCCUGCUGGUAGGAGAGAAGGUACAAGAAGAGACCACUCUAGUGGAUGAUCCCUUUCAGAUGAAGACAGGUGGGAUGGUGGACAUGAAGAAACUGAAGGAAAGGGGCAAAGAUAAGAUUAGUGAAGAGGAAGACCUCCACUUGGGGACAUCCUUCUCUGCAGAAACCAACCGAAGGGAUGAGGAUGCUGACAUGAUGAAGUACAUUGAAACAGAACUGAAAAAACGGAAAGGGAUUAUGGAACACGAAGAGCAGAAAGUCAAGCCCAAAAAUGCAGAGGACUGUCUUUAUGAACUUCCAGAAAACAUCCGUGUUUCCUCAGCAAAGAAGACUGAGGAGAUGCUUUCUAACCAGAUGCUGAGCGGCAUCCCUGAGGUGGACCUUGGCAUCGAUGCUAAAAUAAAGAACAUCAUCUCCACGGAGGAUGCCAAGGCCCGGCUACUGGCAGAGCAACAGAACAAGAAGAAAGACAGUGAGACAUCUUUUGUGCCUACCAACAUGGCCGUGAAUUAUGUGCAACACAACCGAUUUUAUCAUGAAGAGCUCAAUGCCCCCAUCCGGAGAAACAAGGAAGAGCCCAAAGCCCGACCUUUGAGAGUGGGUGACACCGAGAGGCCAGAGCCUGAGAAGUCCCCUCCUAAUCGUAAGCGUCCUGCUAAUGAAAAGGCCACUGAUGACUAUCACUAUGAAAAGUUUAAGAAGAUGAACAGGCGGUACUGAGGGGAGACUCAGAGGGUUAAGUACUGAAUGUCAUGUAAAUAGCACCAAACCUUCCCUGCCCUUAAGUGAGAAGACUUCCUGGACAGAAGCUCACUCACUUGUGAGCAGACACUUGCCCAAACUGGUUCGGUUAGUGUCACAGUCUGCUUACCUGUUGGAUUUCUCAGGCACUGAAUUUGUAACCUUUUAAAACAAGAAAAUACGUGACGUGUAGUUUUCCCAUUUGGGCCAAACUCAAUUCUUGUGUAUGCUAUUAAAUUGUAUUGUUAAAUGCUGACUUCCUAAUGUUCAGUUUGGGUCAAGAGGAAACAUUUUAGGGCCAGGCAGGGCCGCACCUGGUUAAGCACAUGCAUUACAGUGUGCAAGGACCCAGGUUCAAGCCCCUGGUCCCCACCUGCAGGGGGGAAGUUUCCCAAGUCGUGAAGUGGGUUUGCAGGUGUCUCCCUCCCUCUCUGUAUCCCUGUAUCCCCCUCCUCUCUCAAUUUCUGUCUCUAUCUAAUAAUAAAUAAAAUAUUAAAAGAAUUGUC
Messenger RNA from Erinaceus europaeus (western European hedgehog), 1470 nucleotides. RefSeq names its product chromosome 10 C9orf78 homolog (gene C10H9orf78). Gene Ontology annotation, biological process: mRNA splicing, via spliceosome. The record is from RefSeq and is a predicted model, not a curated record. NCBI's taxonomy places the organism in Eukaryota, Metazoa, Chordata, Mammalia, Eulipotyphla, Erinaceidae. The transcript is spliced from 9 exons. Gene Ontology annotation, cellular component: spliceosomal complex. Bases 74 to 943 code for a protein of 289 amino acids.